Talaromyces rugulosus is the source of this 480-nucleotide messenger RNA. RefSeq lists its product as uncharacterized. Bases 1 to 480 code for a protein of 159 amino acids. The record is from RefSeq and is a predicted model, not a curated record. Lineage: Eukaryota; Fungi; Ascomycota; Eurotiomycetes; Eurotiales; Trichocomaceae. The transcript is spliced from 2 exons.
AUGGGUUUAUCUUUUAUAAAGCUGCUAGCUUUAGGCUUUGUGCCAUUUGCUACUGCUUAUGACCCGCGAGAGAUUUUCCAAGUCACGGUUCAAAGCGGCGAUCCCCAAAUUGAUUCCCUAUGGUUCCAAAAAGGCGUACAAAAAAAUGGCCUCAUUAAUCUGUCCUUUGGGGAUAAUAAUGCGGCCUUCGUCCUUGACGGCAAUCAUUUAACACUGCUAAACGAUGAUUUGUCCGAAUUCGCUACUGGAUUUAUCGACAACGAUGACAACGGGAUCUUGAAAUUCGGUAAUAGCACAAAAUUUCCGCCUACCAAUUUCUACGGCUAUAAAGAAGAUCUGUUCGCCGAGGACAGCAGUCUAUUGUGGUUCUCGUGUCAGAUACAAGACCCGCCUCAGAUUACAGUUGUUCUAGCAACUGCUGCCCACAGUGGGUGUCAGCAGCUUGGGGAAGUCAGUUUUCAGUACCAGCCAACAGGUUAA